Molecule: messenger RNA, 1155 nt
Organism: Diutina rugosa
Lineage: Eukaryota; Fungi; Ascomycota; Pichiomycetes; Serinales; Debaryomycetaceae
Product: decapping nuclease
Exons: 1
Coding region: 1-1155 (384 amino acids)
Biological process (GO): nuclear-transcribed mRNA catabolic process; NAD-cap decapping
Cellular component (GO): nucleus; cytosol
Molecular function (GO): mRNA 5'-diphosphatase activity
Source: RefSeq, a predicted model, not a curated record
AUGGUGAAACGAUUACCGCUUGAUUCGCGGGCAAAAGUGCUGGGUUUGAAGCAGCCGAAACAGCUCUUCUGCUUUGCCCGCGACAUCGAUGGCCACUACGUCUACGACGAAAAGGAGGUUAUCGAUAACCAUUUGAGCUACUAUUACUUGCCUGAUAGUUGGGUGAACCAUGUGGAUCUUGGUGCUGGUUUCAAACAGUUCAAACAGAUCCCCGAAGAGGAGAAUUUGGGAGAUUUUGCUGCACUCCUUAAGGCGGUGAUGCUCUAUGAACAGGCCACGGGGAAGAAGACUGCUGUUGAUUUAAUCACCUUCAGGGGACUUAUGACCAAGAUCCUCAUGGUGCCGUUUCAAAAUGACCCCAUUGACUUCGAUAUCGUCGCGUUUGACGGCCAGUUAUUCAUGAGAGAUAACUAUGAAUUGGCCCUCAAAAAGCGACAACAGGAAGAACAACAACUAAACCAACAAGACCCGCAACAGGCCGACUACGUGCGAAGGUGCCAGUACAGUGGCUACAAGUUUGAGGCUGUUGCAACUCUCCCCAAACCGUGGGCUGAUUGUCUGCGGAAACUCAUUGAAAACCGGGUGAAGAAACCUGUAAACAACUACGAACAGUAUAUCCUGGCAGUGAAAACUGGGAUUGGUCUGACGAAGAUGUUAUUGGCCGGUGAAGUCGACUGUGUCUACGAUUAUGUCCCCGAACUGGGAAACAUUGUUAGUCACUUUGUCGAGCUUAAAACCACUUCAACCCUCGAUAACCCGCGACAAGUGGGUAAUUUUGAAAAGAAAUUCUUCAGAACUUGGGCUCAAUGUUUCUUGAUGGGCGUUGGUAAGAUUGUGUACGGUUUCAGAGAUAAAAAUUUCAUGUUGCGGGCGGUGGAGACGUAUACUACGGACGAAGUGCCCAUUUUAUUAAAGAAUAACAAACAGGUGAACCUGAUGACCGCCUUAAAAUGGUACGGGGCGGCGUUAGAAUGGAUUUUGAAGGAGGUGGACCGCACCGAUGAACUGAAGGCGUGGCGCUUGUGUUAUGACCCCAGCACACGUCUGUUUAUGUUGGAUGAACUAAUGGAUACCGACAAUGCCCGGUUACGCUCGGGAGAGCUUUUAACCCCCGAAUUCAUCGCCUGGCGCCAACAAUUAAAGGAAGGAAAUUAA